Gaeumannomyces tritici R3-111a-1 is the source of this 3738-nucleotide messenger RNA. RefSeq lists its product as hypothetical. The transcript is spliced from 4 exons. The record is from RefSeq and is a predicted model, not a curated record. Gene Ontology annotation, cellular component: RNA polymerase II transcription regulator complex. Gene Ontology annotation, molecular function: transcription cis-regulatory region binding; DNA-binding transcription activator activity, RNA polymerase II-specific. Bases 783 to 2531 code for a protein of 582 amino acids. Lineage: Eukaryota; Fungi; Ascomycota; Sordariomycetes; Magnaporthales; Magnaporthaceae.
ACAUCCUACAGGAUAGGUUAGCGUUUUUGGAAGUGCAUGUUUUUUUUUUUGCCCGCCCUGAGGGUGCUAACGGGUAAGCGACCAGGUCUUCUGCUCCAUUCAAGACCCAUCCAUCUCCAGCUUUUAGUCCGUGCCUCCAUGGCUCCCUAGAUCUUUCCAUGCCCCGCUGACAAAUUGGAAAUCAAGGAAUCUGUACCGCCCUCUCUUGCACAGAGCUUCGCCUCCCAGUUCCGUCGAGCCUCGACACCGUUUGGCCACCUGCUUGCAAGUCCCGUUUUCGAAUUGUUGCAGCUGCAUGCCCUGUUAGCGUGGCUUUUCCUGUCGCCUCAUCCCUACCUUGUCAGGUGAGCGGCCGUGUCAUCAGAAGAGGCGCGCAUUGCUGUCUGAGGCCGCAACUCUCUCGCCUGUUCCCCUCCAAACCCGUCAAACUCCACCAGCUACGCAAUCGAGGCACUCCGCACGCCUGUGAAGCUGCCCCUAGCACGCCGUCUCUGUCGUCACCAUACCUUUGACCUCCUACACCAAAGUCGCCGGUCCCAUUGUCGCCACAGAACACCUCACAUUCCACUCCAGGCGCGCCCAAGACCAGGACCGAAGGGACGCCAGCCACUCUCCAUCGUUGCCAGCUUGGGGGUGCUGCUGCUCCCGAAGAGCGGGCGUCUUUAAGCCCAUUCCCCUUUUCAACCUCCUUGCGAGCACGCGCGCACCCGUCUCGAGACUUGAGUUUAUCUUCACGCUUCCUUUGCGCAACCAGGCGCCCCGUCCCGCCCAUUCUCGCCAAAAUGACAUCAACCGGCAACGCGCGCCACGACUUCAUCCUGACCCCGCAGCAGCAGAGCCUGCUAUUCGCCGCCCUCAACUCGAGCCGGGCGGCCAAUUCGCCCACCACCGGCGGCAAUGCCCAGUCCUUCUCUCCUUCGUCAUUCACAAGGUCCCCGGUUGAUGCAGGCGAUACGCUCUCCAUCAAUGAUAGCCCCUUCGUCGACUACGACUACUCGUUCGAUGCCGGCGACACCAGUUUUGACGAUUCCCUCUACGACAACACCACCGGCGACCUCAAGAUGAUUGGCGAUCUGCCUGUUGCCGGCACAGCGCCCGAGUCGACCACUGGUGGUUCCGAGGGAACCGACUCUCCUGAAAAGAGGAGCCACCCGGACGACGAGGACGACAUUCAGGAGAACGGGGCGAAGAGGCGCGGGAGCACAGAGAAGGUGCCAAAGAAGCCAGGCCGCAAGCCGCUUACAUCAGAGCCAACUUCGAAACGCAAGGCCCAAAACAGGGCCGCCCAGCGGGCUUUCAGAGAGAGAAAGGAAAAGCAUGUCAAGGACCUCGAACUCAAGGUGGAAGAACUGGAAGCGCUUUCCAAGACCACGUCUACUGAGAACACAAAUCUUCGCGCUGAAGUCGACCGGUUGAACCUGGAACUCCAGCAGUAUAAGAAGCGCCUCAGUCUAUCGGGCGGUGCCCGCCCGCAGGCUGCUACCGCAUCAAGGACCACCUUUGGCAACCCCAUGGUUCACAACAUCAACGAUGUCAACUUCCAGUUUGAGUUCCCCAGAUUUGGAUCCCUCCCUGGGCCACCCGCCGGGAAUGACGCCGGAGUUGCCACCGGGCGUUCCCCGUCCUUUUCCCAAACCCCGUCGCUCACCAACACCCCGAGCAACCAAGGCAGCCCCAACGACGGCUACAGGGACAAUGCACCAGCGAACACGUCCAAGGACGAUCUCUCUGGAAUCUUCAGCCCCCCUCUCACUAACACGAAUGUCGCCAAUGCAUCCAGAGGCAGCGUGGACUCGAAUUUCGGCGCCGGGGGCGCUGCCUCUUCGAGUUCGCCGUCUGCGUCGUCGACCUCGCACCAGGGACCGAACUCGUCGUGCGGAACUUCCCCUGAGCCAUACACCCAGUCGCCCAUGGGCUUCAAGCCCGUCGACACACUGACAACAAUUGGCGAGGAGAGCGUCGCUGGCAUCAGCGGCAGUCAAGAUUUCGGCCAAUUUUCCUCGAUUAGCAUGAACGACAUCGAUUGGCUGGCUCAGGCAAACAACUUCCAGUUCGAUCCUCAACUCUUUGGCGGCUACAGAGAGCCUCAGGAUCACAUCCUCGGCACAAACGGCACGCUCGGUGACCAUUUCUUCAACGAAGCCUGGGACGUGGAUUUCACAACGCCUUUCAACGUCCCCAUGAGCCCUGUUGUCCCCAAGAAAGAUCUUAUUGCCGAGAUCGACGCGGCCAAGGAGGCCGACGAUCCUACAGAGGCCAAGGGCGAACUGCUGACAUGCAACAAGAUCUGGGAGCAACUGCAAAACUGCCCCAAGGUGCAGAAUGGAGACUUCGACCUCGACGGUCUCUGCUCCGAGCUGCAGAAGAAGGCAAAGUGCUCAGGUCAUGGCGCCGUCGUCGACCAGCAAGAUUUCAAGCGUGUCAUGACGAAGUACCUCGGCAAGAAGGACGGCGACGCUCCCGAAUGCGACAUCAGCGGGCUUUCGUCGAAACCCGUCGAAAUAUUGCCAACCUCGGCCAAGUCAAGCUAGCGAGUCGUAGUGAGGACUGGAAUGGGUCCCACACUGUACUUCACCACUCUUGAUUCCCUAUUGGCGCCCGGCGCGAACGGCUUAUCGGUAUUUGUCUUAUUUUCACGACUGAUGUUGGCUGGGAAUUCUCGAUGGGAGUAUGGCCGACUCUGCCCCGACCACGGAAGAAAUAAAAGGAUAGCGUAGAGGGAGGGACGAAGCCCCCUCGCCUCUGCGAUCAUCGGCGUUCCGAGUUCGGGGUGGAGGAGGGAUGAAUCUAUGGCCCAUUCAGAAAAUCUAGGAGGGCCCACGGAACGCCCACCUAAACCUGAAUGAGGAUAUUCGGGCCAGUAUGAACUUGGCCCCCUUGUGUGACCUCAGGUUCAUCCUGUUUUACGGAUCGCUGGAGUUCAUUUGCUUGGUCAUUUGUUCCUAGUCUUUGGGGAGGAAAAAAAAGGAUUCGUCAAAUCUUGAAUCAAGAUCGGCCGUCUCUUUUCAUUUUUUGGGUAGUCCAGGUACUUCACAUGUUGGACGGGAUAUGUGUGUUUGAACGCAAAUUUGUAUUUUUUUUUUUGGCUCGCUCAAACAUGGCAUGGCUAUCGGUGCGAGAACCCCCUUUUUGUGUAGGCCUGCCGACUGGACCCCCCCUUCCUUACUGGCAGACACCCUCAUCUCCACUCUGGAAUGUUUCCCUGUUUUGAUUUGGCAAGGAGCACGGUAAACAUGGAAGGGAGAUAGUGAACUAGGUGGUAUCUUUGGAAGUUGGCAGUGACCUCUUGGCAGUCCGGAAACGUGAAACCCGCACAAGAAAAGAAGAAGAAAGAAGAGUGCAAGAGUAAGAGGUCCCAAGAUGGACUGCUAGGUAUAUGUAAAAUAUGACCAGACCAGCCCGGUGCGACACCUGACGCGAGGAGGUCGACUCCAGUCUACCAAAGCUGAAAGCUAGAUACAAAACAUAUGCAUGAGGGGAGGGAAAUUCGGACAAGAGGCAUCCAUCCCAAGCUCGUACGUGGCCAAGAAAAAAAAAAAGAACCAAGGAAAAUGCGACAACAGAGAGCCAACCACGCCAACGUCAGAGAAGAUGAUAAGAAUAUGAAGAUUUAGAUUCGCCUCGGACAAGUCGUUAACCAAACAGAUUAUAUUAGUUUACUAGGCGCCCGGCGGCUGCCCCCGUCGUCACUGGCAGGACCCCCACGGCUAGCCCACGCAGCAGCCACGAGGCCGAACC